UCUUGUCAUAAGAACAGACUGACAGAUAGUCGUAUUUACGAAAUUUUAAUUCUCUCCGAAUUUACAAGUCAAACGUGCUUGUCCUCUUCGAGCUAAGGCCUUUCCUUUUAGGCGACUUGCACUAAAAUAAUUAAAAAUGGCAUCAAAAGCUGAAUUAGCUUGUGUGUACUCUGCUCUGAUCUUGGUUGAUGAUGAUGUAGCCGUAACUGGUGAAAAAAUUUCAACUAUCUUGAAAGCAGCAGGUGUUGAUGUAGAACCCUACUGGCCUGGCUUAUUUGCUAAAGCACUAGAAGGGGUAAACGUACGUGAUUUGAUCACAAACAUCGGAUCAGGAGUGGGAGCAGCACCGGCUGCCGGUGGAGCCCCUGCUGCCGCCUCUGCUGCAGCUCCUGCUGCUGAAGCUGCCAAGGAAGAGAAGAAAGAAGAAGAACCUGAAGAGUCAGAUGAUGACAUGGGUUUCGGUCUGUUUGACUAAAAGGCUUUAUUUUAAAAGCUUUUAUUCCGUUUUAAGCUUUAUGAAGCUUAGGUGUAAGAAACUGACUUUAAUAUAAAUUUUUAAAAACUAAAA
Messenger RNA from Leptidea sinapis, 568 nucleotides. RefSeq names its product 60S acidic ribosomal protein P1 (gene RpLP1). The transcript has 3 exons. NCBI's taxonomy places the organism in Eukaryota, Metazoa, Arthropoda, Insecta, Lepidoptera, Pieridae. Bases 137 to 475 code for a protein of 112 amino acids. Gene Ontology annotation, cellular component: ribosome; cytosolic large ribosomal subunit. Gene Ontology annotation, molecular function: structural constituent of ribosome; ribonucleoprotein complex binding; protein kinase activator activity. The record is from RefSeq and is a predicted model, not a curated record. Gene Ontology annotation, biological process: cytoplasmic translation; translational elongation.